This is a messenger RNA of Lolium rigidum, 1299 nucleotides long. RefSeq names its product patellin-6-like. The transcript is spliced from 4 exons. Gene Ontology annotation, molecular function: lipid binding. Bases 1 to 1299 code for a protein of 432 amino acids. The record is from RefSeq and is a predicted model, not a curated record. Lineage: Eukaryota; Viridiplantae; Streptophyta; Magnoliopsida; Poales; Poaceae.
AUGUCUCCCACCGCCGCCGCGUCCCCCGCGCCGGCCGCCGACGCGGUGCCGAAGCCGCCGCCCUCAGGCGUGAAGCGCAGCCUGAUGGGGUCCCUCAUCGACGCCACCUCGCUGCUCCGCGCAGCCUCCUUCAAGGAGGACUCGUACGUGGCGGCGGCGCUCCCGUCCUCCGACCUCCGCGCGCUGGCGGACCUGCGGGCGCUCCUCGCCACCCACCCGGACCCAAUCUCCAUCUGGGGCGUGCCCCUCAACCCGCCGCCGCCCCCCAGCAACGCCGACGGCUCCGCGCCCGCCCAGCCCGCCGACGAGCGGGCCGACGUGGUGCUCCUCAAGUUCCUCCGCGCGAGGGACUUCCGCGUCCGCGACGCGCACGCCAUGGUGCUCCGCUGCGCCGCCUGGCGCGCCGAGUUCCGCGCCGACGCCGUGGUCGACGAGGACCUCGGGUUCAAGGACCUGGAGGGCGUGGUCGCGUACAUGCACGGCUGGGACCGGGACGGGCGGCCCGUGUGCUACAACGCGUACGGGGUGUUCAGGGACCGGGAGAUGUACGACAGGGCGUUCGGGGACGGCGACCGCCUCGCCCGGUUCCUCCGGUGGCGCGUCCAGGUCAUGGAGCGCGGCGUGCGGGCCCUCCAGCUCCGCCCCGGCGGGGUCAACGCCAUUAUACAGGUGACCGACCUCCGGGACAUGCCCAAGCGCGAGCUCCGCGCCGCCUCCAACCAGAUCCUCUCGCUGUUCCAGGACAACUACCCCGAGAUGGUCGCGCGCAAGGUGUUCGUGAACGUGCCGUGGUACUUCUCGGUGCUCUUCUCGAUGAUCUCGCCGUUCCUGACGGAGCGCACCAAGAGCAAGUUCGUCAUCGCUCGGGAGGGCAACGUCGCCGAGACGCUCUUCAAGUUCAUCCGGCCUGAGCUGGUGCCGGUGCAGUACGGCGGGCUGAGCCGCGCGAGCGAGCUGGAGAACGGCCCGCCCAAGCCGGCGUCUGAGUUCACCAUCAAGGGCGGCGAGAAGGUGUUCCUGGAGAUCGACGGCAUUGAGGCCGGCGCAACGAUAACGUGGGACCUGGUGGUCGGCGGCUGGGAACUGGACUACGGCGCGGAGUACGUCCCGGCGGCCGAGGGCAGCUACACGCUCUGCGUCGAGCGGACCAGGAAGGUCCCGGCCACCGCCGACGAGCCCGUCCACAACGCCUUCACGGCCAAGGAGGCCGGCAAGAUGGUGCUCUCCAUCGACAACUCCGGCUCCCGGAAGCGGAAGGUCGCCGCUUACCGCUACUUCGUGCGCAAGCCGUCCGCGUAG